GAAAAUAACUCGGUAUACCUACCUAAUACUACCUACUCAACUUUUAAUUCCAAUUAUCACUAAAAAUUCAAUGAGAUAUCAUUUACUAUCUAAUUUCUAAACAGCCUACAUUGGUUAUUUUGUUGUGUAACCAAAUGGAGUUAAAUAGUGAGAAUGAAGACUUGCCGCAAAACAUUGAAACUAAAUAUCCUUUGCUUCAAUUUGAGAAACAGAUUUUUAUCGAUAUCUUUGAAAAGGAUGCUCUUGUUAUAAUUGCAAAAGGGCUUAGUUAUAAUGCUGUGGUUGCUAAUUUAUUGUGGGUGCAUAAGGAUCCAGGCAAUUUAGUUUUAGUACUUAAUAGCAGUGAUCAUGAGGAAAAAUUAUUCACGGAGAAAUUCAGAUUAACUGUUUUACCUAACACAGGAGCUGAGAGGGAAAAAGCAUAUUUAGAGGGUGGUGUAUACUUUGUAUCAACAAGAAUUUUAGUGGUUGAUCUUCUGAAAAACCGUGUCCCGGUGAGCAAUAUAACUGGCAUUGUGGUUUUGAGAGCUCACACUGUACUUGAAUCAUGUCAGGAAGCUUUUGUGUUGAGAUUGUUUCGACAAAAAAAUAAGAUUGGGUUUAUUAAAGCAUUUUCUAAUUCACCAAUUUCUUUUACCUUUGGAUAUCAUCAAGUGGAAAAAGUUAUGAGAGCACUAUUUGUCACUGAGCUGUUCUUGUGGCCAAGGUUCCACGGAGCAAUAAUUAAAAGUCUUAAAAGCAGACAAGCUGAAGUGAUAGAGUUGCAUGUCCGCCUCACCACAAACACGAGCCUCAUACAAUCGUGUCUACUUGAUAUUAUGAAUUAUACGGUUAAGCAGCUAAAGAGCAUUAACAGAACGUUGGAUAUGCAAGAAAUAACUACGGAAAACUGUAUCACAAAGAAAUUUCACAAGAUUUUACAGUCCCAGCUAGAUUGUGUCUGGCAUCAACUUAGCACAAGAACUAAGGAAUAUAUCCAAGACUUGAAAGUGUUAAGAACAAUGAUACUAAAUCUAAUACACGAUGAUUCGGUAUCCUUCUAUGCUUUAGUGAAUAAAUACAGGACACCUGAAUAUGCGAAAGUUAAUUCAGGUUGGAUACUCCUAGAUUCUGCAGAGACCUUAUUUCGUUUGGCGAAAUCUAGGGUCUUCAACAGCAAGUUUGAGUUCGAUCCGGAGCCAUCACCAAAAUGGAAAUGUCUGUGUGAUUUGUUAAUAGACGAAAUUCCAGAGGAAGUAAAGAAAGCCCGAAACGGUUCCUUAAACAAUACAAAAAUACUUAUCCUAUGCAACGAUAACAAGUCAUGCAGUCAACUAAACCAUCUCCUGACAAUGGGGGAGAACAAAUAUCUAUUUUACACAGCUUUAAGGAGGGAUUUAACUAUAAACUCGGUUGCAUGGAAGUACAAAAAGUUAAAUAAGCCAAUAAAAUCGGAUGAAAAGACCAACACCCGAAAAGAUACAGAAAAUACAAUCGAACAAGAUGACGAAGAUAGCGAUGAAUUGAAUAAGUCUAAUUACGUAUUAACAUUAUCUCAAAUGGCGGCCAGCGAUUCACUGCAGAAAUCAAAAGCAAUCAAUGAGAGUAUGUUCGAGCCUAUUUCACAGAUAGAGAACUUAGACAUAACGCAAUUGGAAACAGAGAGGCCAAUAAUCUGCAUACAAACAUUCAAACAAAACGGUAAUCACUUUUCCCUCGGACAAACCUUGGAGGUAUUACGUCCUGAAUACAUUAUUCUGUACCACAGCGACGUUUCAGCAGUUAGGCAAAUUGAAAUUUUCGAGACUAAUAAGAAAGAUGAUGAGCCAAAAUCAAAGGUUUAUUUCCUGAUUCACGAUAAAACAGUAGAAGAACAGUCGUAUCUGACAUCGCUGAGACGGGAGAAACAAGCGUUUGAGCUGCUAAUACAGACAAAAAGUGUAAUGGUAGUCCCUUCAUACCAGGAUGGCAAGACAGAGGAAUAUUUCAAUUUAAAUGUGGAGGAAGAAGAUGAUUCUGUGGACACUAGAAAAGCAGGUGGGCAAGUUAAACGUACGAAGGAGAAGCCGGUCGUUAUCGUAGACAUGAGGGAGUUCCGCUCCGAUCUGCCUGCUCUGUUACACAAAAAAGGCAUCAACAUCGAACCAGUAACUAUAGCUAUCGGCGACUAUAUUUUGACCCCUGACAUAUGCGUGGAGCGUAAGUCAAUAUCGGACCUCAUCGGGUCCCUGAACUCUGGGCGGUUGUUCGCGCAGUGCACGCAGAUGUGCCGCAACUACAGUCGACCCAUCCUGCUCAUCGAGUUCGACCAGAACAAACCCUUCAACUUGCAGGGCAGCUUUGUAGUAUCGACCGACCUGGAUGGUGCUGAUAUACAGCAAAAAUUGCAACUUUUAACGAUUCAUUUUCCGAGACUGAAACUAGUCUGGUCACCAAGUCCUUACGCUACCGCAGAACUGUUUUAUGAACUGAAACAAGGAAAAAGUAAUCCCAAUGUCGAAGAAGCACUAGCCCUCAGCGGCGAUACAACCGCGGAUGACAUGAACUACGAGAGAUACAACAUUUUGGUGCACGACUUUGUACAAAAGCUGCCCGGAGUAACUACAAAAAAUAUUACAAGGCUAAUGAAUAGAGGGAUCUCGCUGGAUCAUUUAAUCAGUCUCACUCAGGAACAGUUGGCAGAAUUAAUAGAAAACAAAAGCGAAGCGGAAACUUUGUACUCAAUAUUGCAUGUGAAAGCUCAACCUACGGAAUCUGACAAGACGAAAUCAUUCGGCAAGAAGAAAUUUACAGGAAAGUUUUAUAAAAAUACGAAAUGAAAGAUUAUUAUGUUUUUUUUUAUUUAUUAUUUAUUACA
Pararge aegeria (speckled wood butterfly) is the source of this 2836-nucleotide messenger RNA. RefSeq names its product DNA repair endonuclease XPF (gene mei-9). Gene Ontology annotation, cellular component: nucleotide-excision repair factor 1 complex. Gene Ontology annotation, molecular function: single-stranded DNA endonuclease activity; single-stranded DNA binding; damaged DNA binding. Bases 135 to 2798 code for a protein of 887 amino acids. NCBI's taxonomy places the organism in Eukaryota, Metazoa, Arthropoda, Insecta, Lepidoptera, Nymphalidae. The record is from RefSeq and is a predicted model, not a curated record. The transcript is spliced from 15 exons. Gene Ontology annotation, biological process: double-strand break repair via homologous recombination; resolution of meiotic recombination intermediates; nucleotide-excision repair involved in interstrand cross-link repair.